Messenger RNA from Meleagris gallopavo (turkey), 1844 nucleotides. The record is from RefSeq and is a predicted model, not a curated record. Lineage: Eukaryota; Metazoa; Chordata; Aves; Galliformes; Phasianidae.
ACCUCUUUCCCUUUCUUAUUUAUUCAGAUAAUGGAGAUGAAAUGGCUGCUGUAUGUGACUCUGCUAGCUCUUGGAACUCUUGCUGCCCAGGAGCAUGAUGUGGGUGAUGAUGAUGGUGAUGAUGUCAUUGAUAUUGAGGAUGACUUAGAUGAUGGCGUUGAAGAUGUAGAAGAUUCAAAUCCUGAAAGCAGCACGCCUCCUCCAGCUCCAAAGGUUACUUACAGAGCACCAGUCCCAACUGGUGAGGUGUAUUUUGUGGAGUCCUUUGAUAAAGGAACUCUGGAUGGAUGGAUCCUUUCCAAAGCCAAAAAAGAUGAUACAGAUGAUGAAAUUGCCAAAUAUGAUGGUAAAUGGGAAGUCCAAGACAUGAAGGACACUAAGCUUCCAGGAGACAAAGGGCUUGUAUUGGUAACACGAGCCAAACAUCAUGCGAUUUCAUCCAAGCUUUCAAAGCCUUUUGUAUUUGAUACCAAGCCCCUUAUUAUACAGUAUGAAGUAAAUUUCCAAAAUGGAAUAGAGUGUGGCGGGGCCUAUGUGAAAUUGCUUUCAAAGACACCUGAAUUGAACCUGGAUCAUUUCCAUGACAAGACUCCAUACACGAUCAUGUUUGGCCCUGACAAAUGUGGAGAGGACUAUAAACUGCACUUCAUCUUCCGGCACAAAAACCCAAAGACUGGCAAAUAUGAGGAGAAGCACGCGAAGCGUCCAGAUGCAGACUUGAAGACCUACUUCACUGAUAAGAAGACACACCUUUAUACUCUGGUUUUGAAUCCUGAUAAUAGUUUUGAAAUUCUGGUUGAUCAAAUGGUUGUCAACAGUGGGAAUUUGCUAAAUGAUAUGUCUCCUCCUGUGAAUCCACCCCGAGAGAUUGAGGACCCAAAUGACCAGAAGCCUGAGGAUUGGGAUGAGAGACCCAAAAUCCCAGAUCCAGAUGCUGUUAAACCAGAUGACUGGGAUGAAGAUGCUCCUGCAAAGAUAGCAGAUGAAAAUGCUGUGAAACCAGAGGGCUGGCUGGAUGAUGAGCCAGAAUACGUAGCAGACCCUGAUGCUGAGAAGCCUGAAGAUUGGGAUGAGGAUAUGGAUGGCGAAUGGGAGGCACCUCAGAUUGCAAAUCCGAAAUGUGAAUCAGCUCCUGGCUGUGGUACCUGGCAGCGACCAAUGAUUGACAAUCCAAACUACAAGGGCAAAUGGAAACCUCCUAUGAUUGAUAAUGUGAACUAUCAGGGGAUAUGGAAACCCAGGAAGAUCCCAAACCCAGAUUUCUUUGAAGACUUGGAGCCUUUCAAGAUGACUCCCUUCAGUGCUGUGGGACUUGAGCUAUGGUCAAUGACAUCUGAUAUCUUUUUUGACAACUUUAUCAUCUGUACUGAAAGAGCUGUGGCUGAUGACUGGGCCAAUGAUGGAUGGGGACUGAAAAAGGCAGCUGAUGGUGCUGCAGAGCCUGGUGUUGUGGGCCAGAUGAUGGCAGCUGCUGAAGAGCGUCCUUGGCUUUGGGUAGUGUACAUCCUCAUUGUGGCUUUCCCAGUGUUCCUUGUAGUCCUUUUCUGCUGCUCUGGGAAGAAGCAGCCAAGUGCUGCGGAGUACAAAAAGACUGAUGCACCUCAGCCUGAUGUGAUGAGUGAUGAGAGAGAGGAAGAAAAAAAAGGAGACAAGGAGGAAGAGGAGGAAGCAAAUGAGGAGAAGCUAGAGGAGAAGCAGAAAAAUGAUGCUGAUAUAGGAAGUGCUAGUCAAGAGGAAGAGGAGGAAGAAGAGGAGGACAGGAAACGUGCAUCAGAGGAGGAGGAAACUGUGAAUAGAUCACCCAGAAACAGAAAGCCAAGGAAAGAUUGAAAAAAAAAAAAAAA